Dufourea novaeangliae is the source of this 1316-nucleotide messenger RNA. Its product is annotated as selenoprotein S-like. Gene Ontology annotation, biological process: retrograde protein transport, ER to cytosol; endoplasmic reticulum unfolded protein response. The transcript is spliced from 5 exons. Lineage: Eukaryota; Metazoa; Arthropoda; Insecta; Hymenoptera; Halictidae. Gene Ontology annotation, cellular component: Derlin-1-VIMP complex; Derlin-1 retrotranslocation complex; endoplasmic reticulum membrane. The record is from RefSeq and is a predicted model, not a curated record. Bases 229 to 735 code for a protein of 168 amino acids.
UUUACGACCCCAUAAGUAUUUAAGAGUAGGUAUUUACAUAGGUAUGUCAUAUACGUAUACUUGUGUUUGCUUGCGUCGUUACGAUUCGAUACGAUUUCUGUCGAGUUGUUUCUAAUGUUUACCGUGCGUUAAAGUUCCUCCAGUAAUAGCUGCUUUUUGAAGCCCGAAGUUUUCACUCUUAUAUAUUUAUAUAAAUAGACAGGCGAGACAGACGAACGGUAAAAAAAGAUGAAUUCCGCUGGCCAUGGACUGUUCGAAGUUUCAUAUUUGAGCAUAGUAUGGACUGCUGUAGCAUCUAUGGGAUGGUAUAUACUUGCAGUCAUAAUCUCUCUUUGGUAUGUUUCUCCGUAUAUUCGAAAAAAAUAUACAAAAUGGAGGAUAAAAAAGGAGGAGCAAGAUUAUGCCGCAAAAUAUCACAAAAAUCCGGAUCUCUUGCAGCAGAGAUUAGCAGCUUUGGAAGCUUCGAGGCAAAAAAUGCAACAAGAAUAUUAUCAAAAAUGUAUACACGAGCAGCAGGAUGAAAAGAAGUCGAAAGAAACAAAGAAGAAAGCAUUGAAAUUAAUAGACACCCAUUCUUCGGGUCACAAACUGGGGAACGAAAAUAACGAUCGGUUAGAUUCUACGGGAAAGAAACCUACAUCGUUGAAAGGAGACUACAAUCCAUUGAUGGGGGAUAAUUCUCGACGAUAUCGACCGCCGAAACGUAGUUGCUGUGGCAGCGGUGGUUGCGGAUAAUCGUGAAUGUGCAUAGGUGUAAAAUUAUCUCUUAUCGUAUCAAGGCUUUGUAGCGUGAUGAAUAUUUAAUACAUUAACCCUUUAUUCUGGAUAGAAAUUGCAAAAAUAGUUGCUAAGAAAUUGUGCUUUUUUACAGUAAAUCAUAUGUAUCUAGAUAUUGCAGGCGUAACGUUUAUUAAUUGUCUGUUGUUCUAAAUUUAUAUGACCGUAAUCAAUCGUUGUACCGAGACGGUCAUCGUAAGCUGAAGUGUCGUCCAACGAAACUCUGGACAACGUGAGCCCAUAUACAUACAGAUCUGACAAGGGUGCCCGAGGAUUAAAUGAUGGAUACACAGCACUGCGGAACUGUUAUGUUCUACGGAACGCAACGAUGUUAACAGUACGUUCACUGCUGACGGCUCCGAUCGGCAACGAAUGGGUUAAUCUUCGAUCUUUUGGAUAAUUUAAAUUAUUUACCUGACAAAUUAAAUUGUUUUUCAUUUGUUUUGUUGCUCAUCGAUGAAACAACAGGGAACGGGGAGAAAAGGAUGUGUACCUACUUAACGGUUGUGUUACUGUUUGAAUAUUUUUGUAAAUUUUGU